Gongylonema pulchrum is the source of this 780-nucleotide messenger RNA. The record is from the annotation of a GenBank genome assembly. Lineage: Eukaryota; Metazoa; Nematoda; Chromadorea; Rhabditida; Gongylonematidae.
AUGGGACCGGAUAAGAAUGGGAAUAUUGUAGCUGUGCAGCCGAUGGGCCGAGCUCGACCGCGAACGUUGAUGCUUUUGGGACGAGUAUCGGAUUUCUACCUGGCAUCAAUAGUUGAAGCUGAAGCUUGCAUGUGUUUUUUAAGGAAGGAAGAGGCUAGGAGGCGAUGCAAACUAGGCGUUAUUAUCGUAUCAGAUCUCGCUGAAUUAUCUCGUGAGACAAUUUAUAUGCCUGCAGUAAAAGCAUAUUUGGAUGUUUUGAAUAUUUUGCAGUAUUUUUUCCCUGGUUCGAUCAAAAAAGUGUAUGUGAUCAACGCUCCCAGUGCGGUCAGUGUCCUCUUCAACAUGGCAAAACGUGUGCUUUCAAAAAAAACGAUUGAAAAUAUCGAAUUUCUGGGCAGUGAUUGGAAGGAACGACUUAAAAAAGACUUGGGAGAAGAAAAUAUCUUCAAAUGUUGGGGUGGGACGAAACAUGCUCCAAAAGAUACAGGCACAAUACGGAUGGCAGGUGAAGUGCCGAGAAGUUUGAGGGAUAAAAUUCUAAAAACAAUCAAAUUCGUUCCUGAUGCACAGCUAACAAAGGCGACAUUGUCUGCUGGCGCUACUUGGAAAGUAUCGGUGAAUAUUCUGAAACGUGGUUCGGUGCUACAAUGGUAUUUUGUUGUUCGGUCUGGAGAUGUGGAUUUUAAAAUAACAUUCAAUGAGGAGGAAGUAAAUUUGUUAAUUAAUUCUAUGUUUUUUAUGCGUUUUUUGCAGCUAUGCAAUGCAAAAAACGCAUAUUGA